Durio zibethinus is the source of this 2948-nucleotide messenger RNA. RefSeq names its product agglutinin-like protein. Lineage: Eukaryota; Viridiplantae; Streptophyta; Magnoliopsida; Malvales; Malvaceae. The record is from RefSeq and is a predicted model, not a curated record. Gene Ontology annotation, biological process: circadian rhythm; regulation of DNA-templated transcription.
UCAAAGCCCUCCAAUCACGACUCGGCAAAAGAUUGGCUCAUUCCUAACCACAUCUUUAGACAUUCCUUCACACGUGUCAUCUUAUCUGCCAAUCACCUCUCAUAUGACGUCACGUGAACUGGGUCCCUCCUCCCUCACUCUCUUCCCAUUUUUUUUUUCUCUCGUUUUCUCUGUUACCAUCACUCUCUUCGUCCGGUAAAAAUAAUAUGAAAAAUCAAAGAAAGUAAAUUUAUUUUAAUUUGUGGAAUGUUUUAUAUGUUGUUGUGUUAGCUUGUUUUGUAUUUUCUUUAAAAUUUUUGGUGGAAUUGGCGAUGUGUGGGGCAAUUGUGGCACGUACUUUUGAAUUGGGAUUUGGAGUUGGAUUUGUGAUCAGCUGCGGUUUCUUUAGAGAUGUUUGAUUGGAACGAAGAAGAGUUAAGGGAUAUAAUAUGGGGUGAGGAUGGUGAGACUGAUGACCAUAUAGUACCUUAUCAUGAGGGAGGUGAAAACUGUAGUAGUAAGAAGGAAUGGAGUCAAGAAACUGCAACCAUAAAGUCUACUGAGCGAAAGACAUCUGGGGUUAAAGUUGAUCUUCGUGGAACAAAGUUAGAUGGCAGUUCCAAUUUCAAUGCAAAUGGAGGGAUUGCCACUUCAGGAUUUGGUAUGGGCUCAUGGCCAGAGUUAUCUUCAUCUAAUACAGCAAAAACUGAUCAGGAUUCUAUUGAGGAGAUGACUGAACUUAGUAAAGAUCCUGAUCGAAAUCCCAAUGAUGGUAAAGAACAAGAUUUUGUUGACUAUAGCUGGGCUAACAUUGGAAGCUUUGAUGAUCUUGAUCGAAUUUUUAGCAAUGACGACCCAAUAUUUGGCAAUGGAAGCCUUGGUAGUGCUGAUGAGUUAUGGCCCUCAUCUAAAGAGAUAACAAACAGCCCAGGAAAAUCCUUUCCUACCACUAUGGAUUCUUCUAGCUUAGGAUUAGGAGCAUUAAGGAGCACAUCUGAACGUUCGGAAAUCAAGAGAAAAUAUGAGCAACAAGAUAAUCAGUCAUUUACCCUUAGCUAUGGGGAAAUGGUUGGUUCCCCAUCUCAUGAUGUGCAUAAUGUGGAAUUUCCUGGAGAUAAAAGUAAAUCCAUAAUUGAAGAGCAGAGAAAUGUGGAAACUGGGGGAAAAACCAGUGCAUCAAAGUCUUGUCUGGUUGCUGAAGAAGUUAUGACCCAUAAUGAAUUGGCUGAGAAGGCAUAUAGACAGAAAAAGCUGUUGAAAUUUCAAACAAAACCUGAAGAAAUAGGUGAGGCAAAACUAGUACAGGAUUUAUAUGGUACCUGGAAUCCAUCUGGAAACCCAUUGGCUCAAUAUGAGAAUAAUUUGGCAACCUCCAUGGUAAAAUCUUCUCCGUCUUCAGUUGUGAGUCAGCAGAGGGAGCUUCAAGGAUCUGACUCACUGCAGUACCAGCACAUAUCCAAUAUAUAUGUAACCCCUUCCUCAUAUGGGAAUUUUGCAAACCAAUAUCCUGCAAUGCCAGUUUUGUCAAACAUCGAGUCUGGGGAAUUUAAUCAGCAACCCUUGCUUUCUUGUUAUGACAUUUCCCCUUGCAAGGCAAAUCCUGUAAGCAGGUUUGUUGAGGCUUCUGCAAAACCCUUGAGCAUGACACCUCAGGAAAAAAUCGAAAAAUUGAGGCGGCGCCAGCAAAUGCAAGCACUGCUUGCCAUUCAGAAACAACAACAGCAGUUUACUCAUCAAGUUCCUUGCACCAAUCAUUCUGUCAUUCAAAAAUCUACUCAAGAAAAUCAAUUUCAACAUGUUGAGGAAGCUGAUGUUGAAGACCUUAGCACUCUUGCGUCUUUUGACCCAAACUCACCUCUAGAGCAAGAUGAUUCUAAUACAAUCUCUGUUGCAGUCGACAACCAUUCGGUGGAAGACACAGUUCUGUGUCAGCUACAAGAUAUAAUUGCAAAGUUGGAUGUCAGAAUUAGACUUUGCAUAAGAGAUAGCUUGUUCCGGUUGGCUCAAAGUGCGUUGCAGAGACAUUAUGCUAGUGACACAAGCAGCACGAACAAAAGUAGCAGGGUUGAAAAUGAAGUUGCAAAAGAGGAAAAUAAGAACCAUAACAGGAUGUCUGAUGCAGAAACAGAGACCAAUCCCAUAGAUCGUACUGUUGCUCAUUUACUCUUCGAUCGGCCUCUCGAGUUGUCAGGAAAGCAUCCUGAGACAACUGGAUCACUUGCUUCCUCAAAGUUCUCAUAUGAACGCAAAUCAGUGGGUUUAAUGAGUUUGCCGGGUUGCUUAUCAGACAAUUCACAAGUUAAACAAAACCUCGCUCACAAUGUCUCAAAAGGUCCUUCCCCAUUGAUGGGACCCCAACACGUGGAGCAUUUCAAGAACAGUCCUUGCAUAGAUACCUCUGAGAAUGCAUCAAACUAUGGGCCUGCAGAUGGUGGAGUUGCUAAGGUUGAAUCCUCAUAAUGAAAUCUGAAAUUCUUCUAAGGGUAAUUCCCUUAAUAUUUCCAUGCCUAUUAAGCGUGUGCUUUGAAUUAUUAUACGGAUUUACUGGUAAUUCCAAGGUAUUUUUUUCUUGUCGGCUGAGCUGAAUCCCUUCAAGCUUAUCGUGGAGCCAUGAAAAUCAUCCUAGAUUAGCUGGAUCUGGAGCCUUAAAACAUUGUCAUUUCAAGAAUCUGUGGACAUCUAUUGUCAGCAUCUAUAAACAAAAACUGCAUAGGUGCUUGUGUUUGAAGUCAAUGUCAGUUAUAUAUCGCCCGUACAAAUAUUCCUCUGACAUACUCCCUGGAGAUGACUUGUUUAUGUGUGUCAUAAUCUACACAUUGCCUGAAGCAACAUCAACCAACUCUCUGAAACAUAGUAAGUCUUGGCAGAUCAAUUAUUUGCCACCUCUAUUCUUCCAUUACUCCAGUAACUGAAACUUCGAUAUGGAAUUGAUGCAUCACGUGUCUUUUAUUAGUUUAAAUAAACUAGAA